GGUUGAAGCAAUGGCGAGAAAGAAGGCGUAGCCGCGUACGUGUUCUUAAUCCAAUGAAAAUUACCCUAUAAGUUUUCCCACUCCAUUGCUCUCAAGCCUAAUAACUAUUCCCAAUUUCUGCUUUCAGAAAAUCAAUAUCAGAUUUUCAACAAUACAAUAAUAAUGGCGGCGCGGACAAUAUUAUUCUUCGCCGUCCUAACUCUCUUGAUUGUUUCUUCUGUCGGAUUUUCUGAAGAACUUGACGGGUUUUUCAAAGGAAUGGAUGAGGCUACAAAAAUUCCACAGUGUAUGCAGAAGAUUCUUCCAUGUCAACCGUUCUUCAAAUUGCCGGAAAUUCCGUCGUCGAUAUGUUGUUUGCCGUUGAAGGAGAUGCUGGUCGGCGAUCUUCAGUGUUUUUGCUCCUUCUUCAACGAUUCGGAAAUGUUGAAGGUUUUGAAUGCUACCCAGAGCCAAGUGUUGAAUCUUCCCAAGGCUUGCGGUGCCGACGAUGCUGAUAUUUCUGCAUGUGACAAUGACGCCCAGCCACCGACCGGUUCAACGGAUGCGCCUCCGUCGCCACCCGCUAAAACUGCCGAUGGUUCUAAAGCUAACAGCUCAAGAAGGAAUUAUAACAAUCCAAGCAACAUCAUUGGUUAUGGCUUUGCAGCUGCUUCAUCAUUUGUGGCUUUGCUGCUUUCACCAUUAUUAUAAGCACUUUCCUUUUGAUUUCAAUCCAAAUCCUCAUUUUUCCCUUCCUUUGAAGCAAACUAACCAAAUACUUUUUGUAAGCAAGUCCGAGUUUUUUUAUGUAAGAGAAGUUUUCACGUUGAUAUAUCUGAUUCAUUUUUUGGUUUCUAUUGUUCUUUCCUUUGUACACGAUUCAUAAAAUAUAAUAUA
Messenger RNA from Cucumis sativus (cucumber), 876 nucleotides. Its product is annotated as non-specific lipid-transfer protein-like protein At5g64080. Lineage: Eukaryota; Viridiplantae; Streptophyta; Magnoliopsida; Cucurbitales; Cucurbitaceae. The transcript has 3 exons. Bases 163 to 690 code for a protein of 175 amino acids. The record is from RefSeq and is a predicted model, not a curated record.